ACAUACGGAUGUAUAUAGACAUAUUUUAAAGUGUAGAUUCACUCAUUUUGCUCCGUAUGUAGUCACUUGUUGAAACCUCUAGAAAGACAAAUAUUUAGGAACGGAGGAGUAGAUUAGAAUCGGCCCAGUUGCACCUUCAUUAGAAUCAGCCAAAAAGCUGGCAUCAACAAAGUGUGAUGCAUUUUUUUGGGGGUAAGGCCUAAUCUUUAUUGAUUAAAGACCACAUAGAGUGGGAUAACGUUCACAUUUAAGAGCAAAUCUGGCUAAUCUAUGAGCUUUUACAUACACAUACAAAGUCAGUAACAUUGGACUGGACUACUCAUCUCCCCCACCGCCAUCCACCGCUCGGCCCAGCUCGGCCUCACGUCAGGAACAAUGGGCCUUAGCCCAUCAUUCCUCCAUCGCAGGCCGCAGUAUAUAAAUGGCGAUCCUCCUUUCCACGCCGCCCCCUCCCACCUAGGGUUCCACCAUCUUGUCAAAAGAAAAAGAAAAAAAACUAGGGUUCCACCAGAGAGCAAAGGGGAUCGGGUGUCAGUUAUGCGCCACCGCCUGCCCUGCGCCGAUCUCCCCCCUCUCGCCGUCGCAAUCGCCGUCGGAUGCCUCGAAUGAGGAUCCACUGCUGCUUGCGAACAGGCGACCAAAUAAGCAGCUCCCCCUUUGGGAGCUGCAGCCCCCAAUCGAAUCAGCAAGAGCAGCAGCUCUUUUGGGAGCGGCGGUCCGCAAUCAAGCGGCUCUUUCCGAGCUGCGACCGGCAAUCGAAGCAAUCAAGCGGCUCCUCUCCGAGCCGCAGUCCGCAAUCGAAGCAGCUCCCUUCUUUAGUGGCUAAUCCGGAAUCAAAGCAGUCCUUUCCGGAUUACAAUCAGAAACAGGCCCUCUUUCGAAUUCAGUCUCCGAGUCUCCAUUGGUGGCGGCAACCCAGCAGAUAUAUACAUAUCUGGCCGGGCGGACACCGCGCUUCUCGCAGCCAAUCUUCGGAGGAGACGGCAACUCGUGAGCCAAUUCACGGUGACCAAUUCUUCUCGGGCCUCGACGGAUCUACGCAGGAGCCAUGGGGAAAGGCAGUAGAGAUGAUAUGCUCAGCGCAUUGCCUGACGACAUUCUGGUCAACAUUCUUGACCGACUCAAUGUCCCUGAGGCUGCAAGAACCAGCAUCCUGGCCAGACGGUGGGGUCAGCUUUGCGGCAAGCUGUCUCGGCUUAUAAUAAGCGUGCAGGACUUCCUCCCCGAGGGUGUGUUACACAGCAACGUCUCUGUUGAUGAAUUGGUCCGGACCAAUGCGGCUGUGGUCCAAGCGACAGAGAGCAUACUGGCACGCAGAAAUCCAGGUGAACACACCAUCCGCCUACUAUCUACGACAUUCUACUUGAGAGAUGAUGCCCCCCUAUCCAUCGGACGUGCUGUUGGUCAUGCCAUGGCGACGCACUUGGUUGAGGUUGCCAAAUUCAGUGUUAGGACAGGGACGGAUGACAUUGCUGAAAUAGACAAUGAUGAACUUGUAACCUGUGGGAGAAAAUUCAUGGUGUUCUUUGAUGCUUGUUCAAAUGCAUUUGUUGGUCUCACUAGCCUUGAACUACAGAAUUUGAGAUUUGGUGAAUCGGACAUAUCCAGCAUCCUAGUCUCCUGCAAGCGGUUGAAGCAUCUGCACUUGUACAAUUGUGACUCUGGUGAACACAGCACACUCCAAGUUGAACAUGCUCAUCUCAAUGAGCUUUGUAUCACCCAGUGUCGUCUCACACAUGUUAAGCUGAGCUGGCUCCCUCAACUCACACUGUUGGUCUUUGAUGGUUGGAUAGAUUUUGAUGAUCCACUAUUUAUUGGUCAUGUCCCAUUGCUCACGUCUGUAAGCCUCACAAACGUUGCCCUUAGUUUCAACAAAAUGUUCAAGUUAAGUGAGUUUCUUAGCAGUACCUCUGUACAAAAUCUGAAGUUGGGAUUUAGAUCCGAAAAGAUUUGGGUUCAGCCAGAAUGUCCAACUCAAAGUCUGGCAUCUGUCUUUUGCCAGCUAAGAUUUGUGAAUCUGGUUAAUCUUCCUGAAGGGUAUGAUCUCACCUGGACAAUGUUUAUUCUUGAAGCUGCACCCUUACUGAAGGAUCUAUACAUCACAGUAUGGGAUCAUGCGUGUUCAAUGGAGAUGGAUGAGAAGAGGAAAAAAAAAUUAUAUAGUGAGGACAAGGGUGUAGAGUGGGACUCGGCCACAGCUGAUUUCCAACACCGCAGUUUGGUUACACUUGUCAUCUGUGGCUUUGAAUCUGAAGAUUACUUUGUGAAUUAUGUCAGACGUGUUAUGGCAGCGGCCGUGAAUCUAGAGGAUGUGUUCCUGUAUAGUAGGUUGUUGUGUGCUAACUGCAAAGACGAAAAGCAGGUCAGGUUCCCCUGGACUAAAAGGCAGAGGAUUUCAUUGAAGAAGAGAAUAACUGUGGGGAUUGAGUCCUUUGCCAUAAUUCACUCCAACAAGAUGGUAAGGGAUGAUCAUCAAGCAAAAAUUCUGUACCCGGAGUGCUCACGGUUUGACACAAGUUGCUGAUUUAACAUUGAAGCUGUUGGAAGUGUUAGUUACUCCUCAAUGGAGAUGGAUGAGGAGAAGAGGAAAAAAGAAUCAUAUAGUGAGGACAAGCUGAUUUCCAACACCUCAACUCCUUGAUUUAACAUUGUUGGAAGUGUUGGUUACUUUUGUUAA
Triticum urartu is the source of this 2677-nucleotide messenger RNA. Its product is annotated as F-box/LRR-repeat protein At3g26922. Gene Ontology annotation, molecular function: protein binding. NCBI's taxonomy places the organism in Eukaryota, Viridiplantae, Streptophyta, Magnoliopsida, Poales, Poaceae. The record is from RefSeq and is a predicted model, not a curated record.